Messenger RNA from Emiliania huxleyi CCMP1516, 2185 nucleotides. RefSeq lists its product as hypothetical. The record is from RefSeq and is a predicted model, not a curated record. Gene Ontology annotation, molecular function: ATP-dependent DNA damage sensor activity; mismatched DNA binding; ATP binding. The transcript has 10 exons. Lineage: Eukaryota; Haptophyta; Isochrysidales; Noelaerhabdaceae. Gene Ontology annotation, cellular component: nucleus. Gene Ontology annotation, biological process: reciprocal meiotic recombination; mismatch repair. The coding region runs from base 5 to 2185 and encodes 726 amino acids.
AGGAAUGCGACGCAAUCGUGCACCACAGAAAGACAGCGACGAGCCCGCCGAUGUGGACGACGAUCCGCUCAACGCGUCCAUCAUCGCCAUCGUCGAGAACGCAAAGUUCGAGGUCGGCGUCGCAGUGAUCUGCUUGGCGGACUACGCGGUUGAGAUCUCUCAAUUUUGCGACGAUCCCGCCUACUCCAAGACUGUGUCGAUGAUUGCCCGACACGAGCCCCGCCAGCUUUUCUUCACGGCCGCAAUGAAGGACAGCGUGCUCGAGUGCAUCGUGAAGAACGAGUUUUCCUUUGUGCGCAUCGAGCACCGGUCGCGGAAGCACUGGGACGAGCUGCGGGGGCUUGGCCACCUCCACUACUUUUGGGAGCACGAGGCCACCGUGUUUGUCAAGGGGAUGCUGCGAAUCAAGUUUACGGGAGCACACGGCGUGCUUCUGCUCGACCCCGCCUCGGAGUCGCUCUAUGGCAUCCUCAAGGCCGGGUGCAAGACUUCGUCGGGCGCGCGGCUCCUCCGUUCCUCGCUGAUUCAGCCCAGCAACGACCUCUCAACCAUCAACACGCGUCAAGAGUGCGUGCUGGAGCUGCUUGGGCGCGAAGACACGCUGCUGGACCUGCAGCGUAUCCUGCCGCAGCUGGCUGACUGCGACCGCGUCCUCAAGCACUUCAUGCAGCGGUCGAGCGACGCGUCAAAGCAGUCGCAGAGCUCCCGAGCGGAGGCUUCGAUCGCAUCGGUCCUGCACCUCAAGCAGCUGGUGCAGAUCGCACCGACCCUGGCAUACGAUGCCAAGUACGAGAAACGCCACGCUCAGCGCCAGCUGCAGUGCCUGUUUGCGGCGCGGAACGAGCUGUCGGGCAGCCUCAAGACGCAUCGUGAGACGCUCGGCGCUCUGACGCUGCAGAUGGAGGAGCUGCUCGAGAGCCUUCAGCGCGACCUCUCCCUGGAAUCGCUCAAGCUCAACUACAGCCAGAGGCGCGGGUACCACUUCACCCUUCCGGCUGCAGAGCGCCCGCUGGCCGUGCAGCACAACUUCAUCCACAUCCAGAUCAUGUCCAAGCGGACCGUCGGCUGCUCGACCGAGAAGCUCCAGCAAAUCAACUCUCGCUGCCGCGAGCUGCUAGAGCCAAGGCAACCCCGCAUCGCAGGCGAGCACUCCGCCGUGCCAAACGACGUCUUCGUCACCCCCGCGUGCAACCUGCAGCUCAUCACUGGACCGAACAUGGCGGGCAAGUCCACCUACCUGCGGCAGGUGGCGCUCAUCUGCCUGAUGGCGCACAUCGGCUGCCCCGUCCCCGCCGAGGACGCGCAAGUGCCGCUGCUGCAGCGCGUCUUCACGCGCAUCUCCACCUCGGACUCGCUCGAGACCAACGCGUCGAGCUUCGUGAGCGAGAUGCGCGAGACGAGCUACAUCCUCCGCAACACGGCGUGCACGACCGCGCAGUACUGCACCGACUUCCUCGCCGAGGUGGCGGGCAUCCCGGCGGGCGUGUGCGCCGCGGCGAAGCGGCUGGCGGAGCGAGUCGAGUUCGACCCGGUCGAUGCCAACGCGGAGCGAUCCCGCGCCGAGGCGAACCGCAACAGCAUUGCGGAGCGGCUCGUGAUGCUCCAGCGCAGCUCCACCCUCUCAGACGACGACCUCUCCCGCUUCAUGCACGACCUGCAAGGGCGCGCUACCGAUGACGCGAACGACUCGGCUGACGACCUCGACGAGCCCUGCUUGCCCGACGCCCUCCGCGGCCUCCUGGGCGGGGGGGGCGCGGAGGAGGCAGCGCCAGCGCCGCCGCCGCCGCCGCCGCCGCCGCCGGUGGAAGAGCGCUCGCAGCCCUCCCCCGCGGCGGCGGAGGCGGUCGAGGACCCUGCCAGAGGCGAGGCCGUCGAGGCGGCCGACGACCUGGGCGAGCCUAGCCUCCCCGACGCCGUCCGCGGCAUCCUCGGCGGGCAUGUCAGCAGGGCGGAGGAGGCGGCGCCAGAGACGCCGGUACCCCCUCUCUCGGGGCCGGCUGCCGGUGAAGCCGUCGAGGCCGUCGAGACUGCGGCGGCGCAGCCACCGCCAAGCACGAUCGCGGAUCGACCCGGCCUGGCACCCGCCACGGUGACUUCUCGCUUCUUUGCGCAGUCCGGAUCGAGCACGCCGUCGGUGGCACGCGCGCUUCUGGCGCUCGCAUCGAGUCAGCCGGGCACAAGCUGA